AUGUCCGCCUGGAUGCCCACUGUGUUAUAUUAUCUUGUUUUAAUUAAUUCAAAUGGAUAUUGGCAUAAACUUAUUUAUAAAAAUACCACUUGUUUAAAUGCAUCAAUUCUUAUUAAUAAUGAUUCAUUCUCAGUAUUUAUAAUGAUUAAAGGUCGCUUCUCUUAUAAAGAAACAUUAAAGAAUUUUAUUAAUAUUUUAUACCGUAAUUCUAAACAAUUAAACGAACAACCAGAAUUAGUAUUAUUUGAUUUUAAUAGUCGUAUUCUUGUACAAAUUCCCUCAUCAUACUAUAAUAUAUUUCAAUAUCGUAAUAUUAAAUUGACUGGAUUUGAAUGUUUAAUUCCUUGUAAGAUUCGUGAAAUUCAAAAUUCCAGCACUCCUAGUUUUUUUUGA
Molecule: messenger RNA, 393 nt
Organism: Didymodactylos carnosus
Lineage: Eukaryota; Metazoa; Rotifera; Eurotatoria; Philodinida; Philodinidae
Source: the annotation of a GenBank genome assembly